This is a messenger RNA of Planococcus citri (citrus mealybug), 928 nucleotides long. Its product is annotated as mitochondrial inner membrane protease ATP23 homolog. Gene Ontology annotation, molecular function: metalloendopeptidase activity. Lineage: Eukaryota; Metazoa; Arthropoda; Insecta; Hemiptera; Pseudococcidae. The record is from RefSeq and is a predicted model, not a curated record. Bases 121 to 873 code for a protein of 250 amino acids. Gene Ontology annotation, biological process: mitochondrial protein processing; mitochondrial proton-transporting ATP synthase complex assembly. The transcript has 5 exons.
AUUGAUAACAUGGUUGUGAUUGUGAUAACAAAAAAUGAUGAAAUAUCCGAAUUUCAAUUUCAAAGGCCGGUAGAAUUUCGUUAGUGAAAAAGAGUUUCCGAUGCGUUUCUAAAAGUAAUUAUGGCCGACGAAAAGAAAUAUCCAAUUCAAGAAUUCACACCUGAACAAACUAAGCAAUGGGGUUACGAUUUAUUUCCACAACGACGAGGCGACAACAAUACGAAAGUGAAAUUCAAUCCUGGAAACGUGAUAUUCAAUUACUUACCAACUAGUAGAGGUCAUAGACGUAGAUGUGAAGAGAAUGUUUACCAAAGCUUCAAGAAAAGUCCUGUAUUGAAGAUACUGGUCAGUGCUCUAGAAAGGAACGGAUGUCCGGUGGAUUUCUCUAGACAUAUUUCAUGUGAACACUGCGAUCCUACUGUGACCGGCGGUUACGAUCCAAUUCAGAAUCAAAUUGUAGUUUGUCAGAACAUGUGUACUGGUCAACCUACUGUGCAUAUGGUGUUGUUUCACGAACUCAUCCACAUGUACGAUAAUUGUGUUGCCGAGAUAGAUUUUCAAAAUAUCGAACAUUUGGCCUGUACUGAAAUACGAGCUGCGAAUUUGACGUAUUGUAAUUACCUAAGCGCUUUCAUGAACGGCUUUAUUGUGAGAUCUACGAUAAAAGGAGCGCAAAGGGAAUGCGUCAAAAAAAGAGCAAUAGAUUCGGUAAUAGCUGUUCGCCCCGUUACUUUGGAAGAAGCUGAAGCUGCAGUGAAUAAAGUAUUUAAAAAAUGUUACAAUGAUACCGAGCCAAUCGGUAGAAGACUUAGACCCAGAGGUAGAGAUGAAGAUUUGGCCUACUCAGAGGCAUUUUUACUCGGAUACGACUAGAGUAUUCGUACGUGUAGUUAAUCAGUAUAUCAAUAAAAUUGUUGAUUUUUUAAUA